CCACUGGAAGGCAAAUGGUCCGAAUGGCUGGAGCAGGGAGGAUGCAGUAGAGAUGUGUGAGGACUGAGGGGGACAGCUGGGGACAGGGCCUCCAUACUUACUUGGCAAGAAGACAUGUUUCGCAUCAGGAGGAGGAAGUGAGCAUGACGUGGUUUACAGAUGACAAAUCCAACAGUGUUCCUCAAGAACUGAAGCACAGGUAUGGAGAUGAGGAUAGUUGAGGCUCACAGAAAAUACAGCGCUGGCCUGAGCUCAGGAGAGAGCAGCAAGUGCUGGUCAGGUGCAUGAGUGCCCCAGGUUUCAGGUGAAAUUCAUAGGGUUUUGGAGUAUGGCCCAAUGGUACGAAGCAGUUGAAUAGAUUUUAUUUUUUCAGUCAGAGUUACUGAAUGAAUGAUGUUGACAAAUUCCAGUUAAGAACCAGAUUUAGAGAAAUCAACGUUGACCUUGGAAACACAUUGGAUAAAGAGAAAUUAGCACAUGUGCGAAUGCCAGAUGCCCUGUGAGCUUGCCAUUCCCUGUUGACCUUGAGAAGACGAAUCCAGAGCUGUGACCUUUGAGAACCAGCUUUCCACCUUCCUGUUGGCCCCGCCCUUUGGCUCUUGGUCCAAGAUGGAGACGCUCUCCCAGGAUUCCCUGCUGGAAUGUCAGAUAUGUUUUAAUUAUUACAGCCCCCGACGAAGGCCCAAGUUGCUGGACUGCAAGCACACCUGCUGCUCAGUGUGCCUUCAGCAGAUGAGGACCAGCCAGAAGGACGUAAGGUGUCCCUGGUGCCGUGGCAUCACCAAGUUGCCCCCGGGCUUCUCUGUAUCACAGCUGCCCGAUGAUCCUGAGGUCUUGGCGGUCAUCGCCAUACCACACACUUCCGAGCACACCCCAGUCUUCAUCAAACUUCCAAGCAAUGGGUGCUACAUGCUGCCCCUGCCCAUCUCUAAGGAGCGUACACUCCUGCCAGGAGACAUGGGCUGCCGCCUGCUGCCAGGGAGCCAGCAGAAGUCUCUCACCGUGGUGACCAUCCCUGCAGAGCAGCAGCCCCUGCAGGGUGGAGCUCCCCAGGAGGCCGUGGAGGAGGAGCCUGACAGACGGGGCGUGGCGAAGAGUUCCACGUGGUCUGGCGUGUGCACUGUCAUCCUGGUGGCCUGUGUGUUGGUCUUCCUUCUGGGCAUUGUGCUACACAACAUGUCCUGCAUCUCUAAGCGUUUCACUGUUAUAUCCUGUGGUUGAAGCCUUUCCCAGGGAAGGCCUCUUGCGGGUGCCAACUUAGGGGGUGAGCAAGUGUUGAUGAUGGGAUCCCUGCGAUAAGAUGGGGGUGACACUGAGCAUUUGGUGCAAGCGCUGGCCUGCGUUGAUUCGCCUAAAGACAAGGGCGGAGGGUGAGGUCUCAGCAAGAUCCCAGGUGAAGAGUUUAGAGAUGGUGACAGCUGUGAAGAUGUUUGCAUGCUUCCUCAUACUUGUGAAUCCAAUGGGCUGUAAUUUACGAUUUUCCAAAAUCCUGGUCCCAAGUUAGACUUUUCUACUUAGACAUGAAACUGUACAUGUGGGUGCAAUAGCUCUCUAAAUACGGUAGAUGGUAGGUUAAAACAGAUGCUGUGUACACAAGUAGAAUUAAACCUCAAAUCCGUGUUUAAAAAACAAAAACAAAAACAGUGAAGACCCAGAGCUGGCUCCCGUGUGUGCAUGUUUGUGUGUGUGCUCACACGUGUUCAUGC
Rattus rattus (black rat) is the source of this 1706-nucleotide messenger RNA. It is a transcript of the gene Rnf152, whose product is annotated as ring finger protein 152. Gene Ontology annotation, cellular component: lysosome; lysosomal membrane. Bases 610 to 1221 code for a protein of 203 amino acids. The record is from RefSeq and is a predicted model, not a curated record. Lineage: Eukaryota; Metazoa; Chordata; Mammalia; Rodentia; Muridae. Gene Ontology annotation, biological process: positive regulation of autophagy; negative regulation of TORC1 signaling; cellular response to amino acid starvation. Gene Ontology annotation, molecular function: ubiquitin protein ligase activity. The transcript has 2 exons.